CUUCAUUGCAAAUUAAAGUAAGCCACCUUGACAUUGAAACAGAGUCAGGAUUUCGUCAAACAGGUCUUGAUUAGGCCUAAACUUCUGUGUUAUUGUUAAUCCUACCAAUUAUUACAGGACAUUGUAAUUAUUAAUGACGGGAACUAAGGACACAUAUGUAGUAUAAAAAUGCAGUUCUUAUUCGAAUCCUGCAUGUUGCUGCUCGUUGUCAAUGGUAUUAACUGUGGGAGCAAAGAAUUUCAAAGAGCAGUCUUGGAUGAACACAAUAAACACAGAGGCACACAUAAUGCUCCUCCUCUAGCCCUGGAUGACAAACUUUCAAAAAACGCAACUUUAACAGCACAAAAGGCGGCAGAAAGUGGAAGCUUUGAAAGCAUUUCACCGGGACAGAGUGUUUUUGUUUCCUGUGCUACAUUCAAACGUGAAGUAACAGGGAAAGAAGUGACCGAUGCAUGGUAUGGUGAAGUUUGCAGUCCAUCUUUCGAUUUCAAAAGCCCAGACAAUGAAAAGGCGAGGGGCUUUACUCAACUAAUCUGGAAAGAUACAACGAGAUUAGGGGUCGGAAAAGCGUCAGGACACGGAAAAGACGGCGAAAUUUGUGUUUACAUUGUUGGCGUAUAUAGGCCUCCUGGAAAUCUAGUUGGGUUCUUCGAAGACAAUAUCGAUAUUGGAACAUUCGAAAAAGAAGAUUAUUGUAAAAAUGACGAUGAAGAUGAGGAAGGUGAUAGUCAGGAAGAGGAUGAGGAAGAGGACAGUGAUGAGAAAGAUAAAAAGGAUGUUAAAAAGAAAGGCAAGAAAGGAAGUAAAGUUUAGGUACUUUUGAGAGCUGAAGGAAAUAAAGACAAAUGGAAUGACAGAAAAUGAAAUGAAUACAGAUAAACACGCUGUCUUAGGUGCUUGAGUGAGUUUCUACCGGUUUAGGUGGAAGAGGGAGUCUCGCCUACGUCCAGUCUCUAUGAGCCGCUGUUGGUCUUUUUAAGCAAAUAUUGCUACUUUUCUUCAAAUCCUCAGAAUAAAUCUCUCUCUUCUCCUGCUAACAGUAAUGCCUUUUAGAAUAGAAUUUCGCAUGUGAAGACAACGGUUGAAAAUGCUCAGAAAGGUAUACAAAAUAUAUAUUUGCAAAGAAUAUAUUUGAAAUCUUUUUAUGAAAAUAAAUCACGUAUAUAUAGCCUGUUAUCAUUUACUUAACAUUAGAAUGCUUUCGUGGCAAUUGGGGAAGCCAGGUAUCGUAUGGCAAGUGCAUGUAAUGCCCUUUUAAUGUCACUAUUCUUUAGCUGUGAACUGCAUCUUUAUUAAAAGCAUUGAGUCAUGGUAAAUAGGCCUUCUCUAUAAGGGGUCAUUCAGUUCUAGUGCGCUUGCUGCAGUUUCAUGUGAUAUCGGCAUCCGUUGUUGACAACUUGCUAUUGAUGGAAACCGUUUUGUUAAUCAGUAAAUGUUGAGCUCAUGUGACAAGUUCCAGGUUCACCAAUAGCACCGCAGCAUUACAAUCAUGACUCAGCGAUUUCGGGUACGUUUGGGUAUACUGUCUCCUUUUAUCGUGACUAAAUGCCUUUAAUUAUUUGAUCUUGAAAUGCCUUUUUCAAGAGAAUGUAUGAAAUGUAGUUGAAUGCACGGAAAGGAUAGGUACCUGUUGUCAACUAGAGUGACUAAAUUUUUUUUGUUCAACCAUAAAUAAAGUUUUUAAAAUCAUUUACCUAGAAUUAGAGACUCUGCACUUUGCACGGUGAUAAUGAAAAUCACCACAUAAAAAUUAGCAAUAAAGAAAAAAUUAGCAAUAAAGAAAGAAUUAGCAGUAAAGAAAGAAUUUGCAAUGAAGAAGCAUUUUGAUUUAGCCUCUAAAUCAUAUUUGUUUACAAUUGCAUUUGAAAUAAAUUUAAACUCAGCUUAUAUUGAUACAGCGAUAGUUUGCUUUGGCAAUCGAUCAAACGUAUCUAAAAACCUUUUUAAUCAUAAUUAAAGCGAUAUACACUAAAUUACAGUCUCCUUGACGCAUGCCUUUUAAGUUUAAUUCAAAAAUUGCUUCCUUUAUUAUUAUGCGUAUUGAAGCUAGCAUUCCUGAACGAGAUCAAUUAAUUGUCAUACUUAGAAUAUUCAUGUAUGCUGUCCAAUCAAUAAACAAUCUUUCCACAGUUUGAUAUUUUUUUGUUUACUUACCUCCAGGAUUGGCAACAUUUCUAAAACUUUAGAAAAAUUAAAAUUCUACUCAAACUCAUCUGUACAGAUAACUACAAUAGAUAAAUUUGUAACACAAAAGCAAAGGACAAUUUGAGAUCGUUUCUUUUGAUCGCAAAAAAUCAAUGCACAUUUUUACAUUGCAAGUACUCUGAGAGAUUAUAAAUUAUUCUGGAAAAUCUGACGAGGAAAAGGGAAAACUUAGAGUUCUACAGGUAUCUUCAUCGGAUAACUUGGUCAGAUUGUGGAUCUAAAUAAACCAAAAUGCCAGCCUCUCAGGAAAACGAAUUUGAUAACAAAAAUUUACACAAAAAAACGAUAAAUCUGUUAUUUACCCUAGAAUAUAAAUAUAUACUUAACAGUUUAUAAUCUUUUUCAAAUUACUAUAACUGGCAAUUAGUUUGGAAAAUAUAACUUUUGCUGAACUCAGGUGGACACAGUUGGAAAUACGAAAUUGACAUGUAUUUAGAGCCUUCUGCAUAAUACCAAAUUUACCACAGGAUUUUUACACACUUGCUGCCAUGAAAUAUUAACGGCAAGAAAAUGAUACAUGCAUAGAAUCUUAGUGUUUAACAAGAUUAGGUCUCUUUGCAUACUUUCAAAUGUAUCUUUCGGGAUCUUUUAAGAAUUGCUUCUUAUUAAAUCAAAAUCGAAAAAUUCUGCAAAGCUUUACUGUCUUUCAGUAAUAGGACUAAACUUUCCUCUGUUAUUACCACUCUGAGCUUUACAGAAAAAAACGUUUCAGUUCCCGCGCCAAAAGCAAUCAAUUAAGUGAUCACUUGGCUGGUAAUCAAAAAUGCGUUUAUUCCGUACCAUUGAAAAGUGAAACUCUAUUUUAAACGGAUGUAGGUUGCUAAUCAAAUUAAGAAAUAGGUCAUCCAGCUUUGGCAGGAACCCAGGAUCUGCAGCGGAUCUGCAGCAAUUUCAAUUUUUUGAUUCACUGCUGCUUCUCGUAUCCCUCAGCCAUUAACACUAAGCAUGACAGUCCCAUUUUGACAAGUGACGCUAUAUGCUUUUCGCUAUCUAAUUUUUGUACAACAGACUUUGAACGGGUAAAAGUAAUCUCCUUAUAUCGUCAGCUAUACACUUCAUUGCCCUAGCGUACACAUCGUACAUAAAAGUUAUCGGUGACGUCAACCACAACGGUGAGCUUUGCCUUACACAAUCACAAAUGACAAUAUGUCAUUUCCCAAUCGCGUCACCGUAUUCACGGAUUCAUGC
This is a messenger RNA of Rhopilema esculentum, 3393 nucleotides long. RefSeq names its product Golgi-associated plant pathogenesis-related protein 1. The record is from RefSeq and is a predicted model, not a curated record. NCBI's taxonomy places the organism in Eukaryota, Metazoa, Cnidaria, Scyphozoa, Rhizostomeae, Rhizostomatidae.